Messenger RNA from Myripristis murdjan (pinecone soldierfish), 5012 nucleotides. RefSeq names its product prolyl 4-hydroxylase, alpha polypeptide I a (gene p4ha1a). Gene Ontology annotation, cellular component: endoplasmic reticulum. The record is from RefSeq and is a predicted model, not a curated record. Bases 146 to 1780 code for a protein of 544 amino acids. Gene Ontology annotation, molecular function: protein binding; iron ion binding; procollagen-proline 4-dioxygenase activity. Gene Ontology annotation, biological process: peptidyl-proline hydroxylation to 4-hydroxy-L-proline. The transcript has 15 exons. Lineage: Eukaryota; Metazoa; Chordata; Actinopteri; Holocentriformes; Holocentridae.
CCGUGGUGUAUAUGGGUCAGCUUGACGCUGGCGGAGCUGGGAAUCGGGGGACUGUGCGUAAACGACGUGGGAGCUGCGGUUUCUCCCCCUUCACCGUGAGGAACAACACGUUUACACUCCAGACGGUGCAUAACGUAAAGAUAAGAUGGCUCGGAGCCGUGUGUGUUGGUGUGUGCUGAUCCACGUCCUCCUCUGCUGCUCCGUCUCCUCGGCUCACAACGACUUCUUCACCUCCAUCGGCCAGAUGACAGACUUGCUGUUCACAGAGAAGGACCUGGUCACCUCCCUGAAGGACUACAUCAAAGCGGAGGAGAGCAAGCUGGAGCAGAUCAAGAAGUGGGCUGAGAGGCUGGACGUCCUGUCGGUCACGGCCACUCAGGACCCCGAGGGCUUCCUGGGCCACCCGGUCAACGCCUUCAAGCUGAUGAAGAGGCUCAACACAGAGUGGGGCGAACUGGAGAGCCUGGUGCUCACCGACAUGUCCGACGGCUUCAUCUCCAACCUGACCAUCCAGAGGCAGCACUUCCCCAACGACGACGACCAGACGGGGGCGGCCAAGGCCCUGAUGAGGCUGCAGGACACGUACCAGCUGGACACCAAGGACAUCUCCACCGGAGAGCUGCCAGGCACGGCGGCGGCGGUGUCGUUCAGGAGCUCGCUGACGGUGGACGACUGUUACGACCUGGGCCGGGUGGCCUACUCGGAGGCGGACUACUACCACACGGAGCUGUGGAUGGCCCAGGCGCUGCAGCAGCUGGACCAGGGCGAGGAGGCGGCCGCCGUGGACGCCGUCACCCUCCUGGACUACCUCAGCUACUCCAUCUACCAGCAGGGGGAGCUGGAGAGAGCGCUGGCACACACCAAGAGGCUGCUCUCACUCGAUCCUGACCACCAGAGGGCCAACGGCAACCUCAAGUAUUUUGAGUACCAGCUGUCCAAGCAGAAGAAGGCAGAGGGGGAGAAGACGCAGGACGGGGGGAGAGAGAGGAGGAGCACGUCCAAGGGCCGACCUGCAGAUUAUCUACCAGAGAGGAAGAAAUACGAGCAGCUGUGUCGAGGAGAGGGCAUCAAGAUGACUCCUCUCAGAGCGAGCCGCCUGUUCUGCCGUUACUACGACAACAACCGCCACCCGAUGUUCGUGAUCGGUCCGGUGAAGGAGGAGGACGAGUGGGACCGCCCACGCAUCGUCCGCUACCACAGCAUCGUGUCCGACAAGGAGAUAGAGAAGGUGAAGGAGCUGGCCAAACCCCGACUAAGACGUGCCACGGUGCAUGACCCUCAGACAGGCAAACUGACCACGGCCCAUUACAGAGUCUCCAAGAGUGCCUGGCUGGCGGCAUACGAGCACCCGGUGGUGGACAAGAUCAACCAGAGGAUCCAGGACAUCACCGGCCUGGACGUCUCCACCGCCGAGGAGCUGCAGGUGGCAAACUACGGUGUCGGAGGGCAGUACGAGCCUCACUUCGACUUUGGACGGAAAGAUGAGCCGGACGCCUUCAAAGAGCUCGGCACCGGAAACCGCAUCGCCACCUGGCUGCUCUAUAUGAGCGACGUGGCAUCAGGGGGCGCUACAGUCUUCACAGACGUAGGAGCUGCCGUUUGGCCAAAAAAGGGAACAGCAGUGUUCUGGUACAACCUCCAUGCCAACGGAGAGGGAGACUAUCGGACCCGACACGCCGCCUGUCCUGUUCUGGUCGGCAACAAGUGGGUGUCUAAUAAGUGGAUCCAUGAACGAGGGCAGGAGUUCAGAAGACGCUGUAGCCUUGAAGAGGCGGCCUGACCACAGACCGACCGGACCUCCUCCUCAGGCCCCGCCCCCCUCCACAGGCCCCGCCCCCUGAAUCCACAGCCUGCCCCCUCCUCUCCUCAGCGCUGCGUCUUCCUCUCCUUCAAGCUCAGAGCUCAGCCGCUCGCUCUGUGGCUGCACAUGUGAUCAGACACAUUUAUUUUUAUCUGAAGUGUGUGUGUGUGUGUGUUCCUGCGUGACAGUAACUGUUGUGUGUAUGUGUGUGUGUGUGUGUGAAUGUGUGAUAGUGAGAGCCGAUGGAUUCUGUGGUGGGGUUUGAGGCUCUGACCUGUGGCUGCUUAUGAUGCUGGUAUUUUUGCAAGACGAUACUUCAAAAGAAUCCAGCAUCAGGCUGACAUGUCGGUCUCACACUGAUCUGUGGUGUGUGUGUGUGUGCGUGUGUGUGUGUGUCGUCUGUGCCUUCUCUCGUUGGGUUUACACACUCCUAUAAUAUGGGACAUUUGCACCAUAACGCAACAGCUUUCCUGCGCUCGCAGCAAGAACACGAGGCUGCCUUCUCCUGUCGACCUGAUCAGUUUUUAUCUUUUUUCUUUUUAAAUUUUAUUUUAGUGAAGAACAAAUGGCAGACGCUCCUCUGUACAUUACUUUCUGACUUUUUUAAAAUGUUGCUGUUACCAAGCCAACAUGAUUUGGCAAGAGCCUUCAUCCGAGCAUCAGUUAUUUUACUUUUAUGGUUCACUUCUUUGCGUUUUUAGCGAUCAAAUCACAAACGCUGUCACCGAAUGUCACCGCCCUGCCGCUCCACACGUCUCACUCCAAUCCUGUCUCUUGUUCAGAUCUUUUUUUAUGUGUGUGUGUGUGUGUGUGUGUGUGUGUGUGUGUUUCUCCUGCUUUGGCCCACACGCUCCCUGGCAGAUCCUCAGUAAAUUAUUUGCUGCAUGCCGACACUCUUCCAUUGCGUUUAGUGUUUGAUACGACGAGCGUCAUCCAGCUGUAAAUCUUUGACUGAACAGAUUCAGGUCCAUUCACAAUCAUCAGUUUGAUUUUUGAAUUUGUGAGCUGCAUUUGGAGCCAAUGAUUUUGAGUAUUUGUACCCCAAAUUUUAUAUCUAUUAGAAAACCUGCAGUCAUGCAAGACUAUCAUUUUUCUUGUGAUUGUGAUUUACACGACUUGAACAUUUUUAUCCUGUAAGAAAAGUCUUUCCUGACAAAAGCUGCAGCUCUUAGUGUUCCGUUAAAUCGCCAAGGUCCUUUUUUCUUUUUUCGGUUCAGUGUCAGUUCAAGUCGGAGCGAUGCGUUCAGAGUCUUUUAGCAGAUCCACUCUGUUGAAUCAGCAGAAUUCAUAGUCGAUGCCGGUUCUGACUCUCUGUAAACUGUCUCCCUGUUCCAGGAGGAAGGUGCAGCUCCAAACUGUGAGCUGUUUCUGUGUCAGACUUCAAAUUCAUUUUAACAAUCUGCAACUCCAAACUGUCACAUUUAGACUCAUUUGGCUUGAUAGCUGGUUUUGAUUCUCAUUUUUGAAAUAAUGCUUGUUGCAUUUGCUAAAUUAUACAGUUUUCAUUGCACUCCCCAUUUAAAAGAGAAAAAACAUGAAAACCUGACAGUCAGUCUGAAAGGCUGUGUGUUGUGUUGUGUUGUGUUGUGUUGUGUCUGAAAGAUGCUCAGUCGUCUCCAGACAUGCCGAUGCGUCACGUCUGGCUCCGCCGAGGCCAGACUCACUGAUGCUGCGGCCUCGCGCUGCGUCAUGCUUAAGUAGCAAACUGGAGCCCUGCCAGGUUCUCUGAAUGUCUUUUUUUGUUUUUUGUUUUUCUUCCCCCUCAGAGCAGUGACAGAGGCUUGUGCUGCUCUUCAGAAUAAGAGCCUGCAGGGAAGGUUAAAGGGGAAGUGGCUGGUUCAAGUUUUGUUUUGGAUUUGUGAUCAGAGGAUCUGCUUUUGGACAAUCAGACAGGAGAUCAUUAGCACUGAUUGGCUGGCAGUGCCCCCCCCCCCCCCCCCCCCCACCCCCCCCCCCCCCCCUCCACCCCCUUCUUCACCUCUCUCUCUCUCUCUCUCUCUCUCUCUCUCGCUGCCACUGUCACGUUCUCAUGUCAAAGUCUCUCCUUUCAUGUCCUCUCUCCCUCCCAUUCUGCCUUGUCACACCCCUCUCUUCCACCAAUACAAUGUGUGUGUGUGUGUGUGUGUGUGUGUGUGUGUGUGUGUGGGCUCUGUUUCAACCUGGAGGUCAUUCACUUUCCCUCCAGGGACAAACAACAGAUGAACGCUGACAUUCGAAGCCAAAUCAAGUCACACCGUGUCUCCUGCGUGAACAUGUGAACCGCUCCUCACGACACCCAAACACACACACACACACACACACACACACACACACACUCCACCUUCAGUCAGAGUGAGCAGUUGUGUCUGUGCCUGCAGAUAAAACUUGACAGUGGCCUUAUUCCAGUGUAUGAACCUCUGUAUCAACCUGUGGGAAAGUUUUGUAAUUACAAUAAUUUCCCAUGGACGGUAAUAAAGUGUGACUAAGGUGCAGUUUAUGUAAAGGAACAAUACAGCCAAAAUACCAGUGUUCCUUCCAGUUCAGUCAGAUCGCCUCUGUGUGAUCUGGUGAGGUUUUCCAGUCUGUCGGGAAGCAGAGGUCUUCGCCUGGAGGGCUGCGGGUCACGUCGGGGGGCUGUGAGCUGUUUCUGGAAAGGAUUUUUUCGGCAAGAUGCUCCCAUCUGACAGUUUGAGCUCCACAAAACAAAACCAUCAGAACGAAACUUCACCAAAUCACACAGAAACUGUCUGGAUGGAUAGACUGUCACACUGUUUUGUUUUCUUUCUCUUUUGUAUUUUGGGUGAACUGUUCCUUUAAAAAAAACAAAAGAAUAAUGCGCUGUAUGAACACAGGACAAAAUCUGCUGCUGUGUCAAUCAUGUCUGUUUAACUAAUUCUCAUAAUUAGAAUCAAAGAGGCAAUCCUGAACUUUAAGGUUUUUUUUUUUUUUUUUUUUUUUUUUUUUUAUUCAUUCAUCAGUGCAUCAUCACUCCUCUGUGUGUGUGUGUGUGUGUGUGUGUGUGUGUGUAAAGGAGCAUGAGGUCCAGCCCGACAUGCAGCUUGUAUUGUGUUUUAUUUUAUUUUCUGUAAGGAAGUGUGUGUGUGUGUGUGUGUGUGUGUGUGUGUGUGUGUGUGUGUGUGUGUGUGUGGAAGUUGCGCUCCUGUGUGUGUCCAUGAGUGACAUGAAUGUUUUCUAGAGAAAUAAAUUUUAUGUGAUUGAACAAUCCGUGCAA